GUUACUUUGAAGGGGAAAUCCGCCUGUUGCACGCUUCGUUGGCUGAUAAUUCAUGACUGGAUCACAUUCACGUUUGGAAGCUCAUUUGGCAGCAAUAUGAGAUUGAGGUGUCUCAAGAAUAUCCCUCCACCUAGAGAGCACAGUGAGAGAAGAGGAGGAAGGGGGGGAGGGAGCGGAAAUGGAAAACAAAGUUACUCGAAGACGGAAGACUCUGUACCUUCGGGAACUUCUUCAAACAUCGGAGUAUGGAUCAUCUAACUUUUCUUAUUAUUUUUUAUACCCCAGCGAAGAGGUGAGCGAUGAAUCACUAGCUACUUCAUGACUUGGAAAGAGGUAGAUAUUGAGACGGGCAACGACCUACUUAGACCUCACACCACGCAUUAGCAGUAAUAUAACCAUUAAGAGGC
Neurospora tetrasperma FGSC 2508 is the source of this 407-nucleotide messenger RNA. RefSeq lists its product as uncharacterized. Bases 97 to 258 code for a protein of 53 amino acids. The transcript has a single exon. NCBI's taxonomy places the organism in Eukaryota, Fungi, Ascomycota, Sordariomycetes, Sordariales, Sordariaceae. The record is from RefSeq and is a predicted model, not a curated record.